AACAUUAUUAUUAUAUGUUCACUCAUUUGUCUUGUUUUCUUUUUUUCUUCUAGACCCAAAUUAUGUCUUGUUUUCUAAAGAGGUACUACAAUACGUUAAAAUUAGAAAGCAUAUGGAAAAACAUCGUUCUCUCUAACAUCAUAUAUUAUCGAUUAGUAGGAAGCAAAGUUAGCUUAACCACAUUAAUAUAUUAAUGUAAAGUAUAGACUAUAGGCUAGCUAGAAAAACGUACACAUUAAUUUUACUUUGAAAUAAGAAAGUAAAAAAGAUAUGGCUGGAGCAGCUCUAGGAGAAAGAACAUUGAAGGAAACACCAACAUGGGCUGUGGCUGCCGUUUGUGCAGUGUUCAUCAUCAUCUCUGUAUUAAUUGAAUAUGGAAUUCAUUCACUUGAAAAGUGGUUUCACAAAAAACACAAGAAGGCCAUGAGUGAAGCCUUGGAGAAAAUAAAAGCAGAAUUAAUGCUAUUAGGAUUCAUAUCCUUGUUACUUACAUUUGGUACAAAAUAUAUUGCAAAGAUAUGCAUCCCAGUGAAGUUAGGUGAUAGCAUGCUUCCAUGUAAGAAAGAGAGAGUGGAAGAAGAUUCAAAAGAUGAUAGGAGGAGGUUACUUUCUUUUGAUGAUGAUAAUUUGGUAUGGAGGAGAAGUUUGGCAGCAGCAGCUGGUGGUGAUGACUAUUGCUCAAAUAAAAAUGAGGUGCCUUUAAUAUCUCAAUCAGGGGUGCACCAAUUGCAUAUAUUUAUAUUCGUGCUGGCAGUUUUUCACAUUUUCUACAGCGUCAUGACUAUGGUACUAGCCCGAGCAAAAAUGCAGAAAUGGAAAGCUUGGGAAAUGGAAACUUCCUCUGUGGAGUACCAAUUUACACAUGAUCCUGCAAGGUUCAGAUUUGCGCAUCAAACUACAUUUGUGAAGCGUCACUCAGGCUGGUCUAGGAAGCCAGGAAUACGAUGGAUAGUGGCAUUCUUCAGACAAUUCUUUGCGUCUGUCAGUAAGGUGGAUUACAUGACUAUGCGUCAUGGAUUUAUUAAUGCACAUUUUGCUCCAGAUAGUAAAUUUGACUUCCAUAAAUACAUCAAAAGAUCAAUGGAGGACGAUUUUAAAGUGGUUGUUGGUAUAAGUAUUCCAUUAUGGGCAUUUGCGAUUAUCUUUCUGCUUAUGAAUGUUUACAGUUGGUACACACUCACUUGGUUGUCAUUGGCGCCACUAGUGAUACUUCUAUUAGUGGGGACUAAGCUUGAACUCAUAAUAAUGGAAAUGGCCCAAGAAAUCCAAGAUCGAACUACAAUUGUAAGAGGUGUACCCGUUGUAGAGCCCAACAACAAGUAUUUUUGGUUUAAUCGACCCCAUUGGAUCAUCUUCUUGAUUCAUUUUACCUUAUUCCAGAAUGCUUUCCAAAUAGCCUAUUUCUUGUGGACGUGGUAUGAGUUUACGAUCACAUCUUGCUUCCAUGAAAACUUGCCACUAAUAGUCACAAGGGUUGUCCUUGGGCUAGCCUUACAAGUCCUAUGCAGUUACAUAACGUUUCCUCUCUAUGCACUAGUCACACAGAUGGGAUCACACAUGAAGAGAGGAAUAUUUGAGGAGCAAACAACAAAAGCACUUAAGAAAUGGCAAAAGAGUGCAAGAGAUAAGAGGAAGUUAAGGAAAGCAGGAGGAGGAGGAUCAAUAGAUGUUCCUUCAGUGAGUGGAGAAACAACACCAAGUCAAGGAACAUCACCUAUGCACUUGCUUCACAAAUUCAAACCUAGUAGCCACACAGACACAGAUAGUGUUCUCUAUUCUCCAAGAUCAUACCAAUCUGAUCAAACUGACUUUUCAGACACAGAGGGAUCUACACACCGAUUGAAUCUGGAUCAAAUCAUGUCACAACCACAACACAAUCCACCAGGGAAUCAAUUAACUCAUAAUAUUGAUUUUUCCUUUGAUAAGCCUUAACCUUAAACUUAAUUAAGGAUGGACUAUUUUUACCAACUUGUGGCUUCAACUCAAACACAAUUAAGAUUAAUGAAUGUUGUGUUCAGAGUUUAA
Molecule: messenger RNA, 2025 nt
Organism: Cicer arietinum (chickpea)
Lineage: Eukaryota; Viridiplantae; Streptophyta; Magnoliopsida; Fabales; Fabaceae
Product: MLO protein homolog 1-like
Biological process (GO): defense response
Cellular component (GO): membrane
Source: RefSeq, a predicted model, not a curated record